AUGUAUUCUUCCCUGAAGAGGAGGAGAGACGAUGCCGCGCAUCUCGGCAGGACCCCCGAAGUCAUCGGGCCUGCUCCCCUUGCCGACGAAGGCCCCGACCCCAAGAAGAAGAUGACGGCAGCGUGCACCGCCUGCCGCAAGCAAAAGGUUCGCAAAGUCUCUCCAUUCGUCCAAUCCAUUGCCUUACCGCGCCACAUCAGCUUUUUCUUUUGCGGCCUGCACAUCCUCCAGACACUAAUGCGUAGCAGGCAAAUCGGGCUUCUGGGCGAGGACGUUGCCAGUAUCUUCAACAUUCUACAAACGGUCUGCUGCCGACUGGAGAUCGAGCCUCCUCAGCCGUUGAAGUCGUUGCAGGAGAGCGCUGAUCACUGCAACUCGGGGCAGUCUGCCAACGCUGCUGACGACGCCGAGGUCUACGAGUUGUCGGCCCCUGCUUCGCCUUCGACGUUACAGGCGCCCAUAGAACCGUACCUGAGCGGCGGACGUUUGCAACAGCAUGAUGCGUCUCUGUCCAACGGAGGAGAGAGCGAGAGACCAGACCUCAUCAGCAAAGGUCUCAUCGCCUUCGAUCUCGCUGACCUCCUUGUACAACGUUACCUGGUGCAUUUUGAUCGCUUUCUAUAUGGAAUCGCUCGGAAAUACCGCGAUGCGACUGAAGUGCGAAAAGCGUCACCCACACUCCUGGCCGCCAUGUGUGCCGUAUCAGCCUUCCACGACGUGGACCACAAGGACGUGUUUGCGGAGUACCGGGCUCUCGUUUCCGCAUCCCUGUUCGAGAAGAGAGGGGUCGAGUACGUUCGAGCGCUGUGUAUCGGAUCGUUCUGGCUGCUUGACGCGUCUAGGAUCCUCUUGAGCGAUGCGAUACGCAGAGCCGCCGAUUGCCGCCUUCAUGAUCAUUUUCAGCUCUUGGUGGCAGCUUCGCCGGCGGAGCUUUCUACUUCCCCUUCCUCUUCCAUAGCAGCGGUCGAUACAGGUGUCUCGGACAAGGCCAAGGAGGAUGCGAGGGACAAAGUUCGCCUCUGGUAUCUACUGUUCAUCUCAGACCGACACCUUACCAUUCUCCACAACCGGGACUCGGUGAUACGGCAGGAAAAGGACGCCAUUGAGCAGAGGGAUCUGUUCUUGGCUGACAAGAGCGUUACUGGGGCUACGUAUCAAGAUGUCCGCCUGCUAUCACAGGUCUCGUUGCUCGUCAUCAUGGGCCACAUACGAGAUACCAUAGGAUGCGAGCAGAGCAGGCCGAUUCCCAAGAGCUUCAGCGUUCAGUUCGCCCACUUUGCACACGAGCUCGACCAGUGGUAUGAGAGGUUUGCACCAUCACUAAAAGACGAUCAGUACAUCGGCACAUUCCCCUUGGCGGGUCUCAAGAUGCACCACCAGUACGCCCGACUCUAUCUGACACACCACGUCUUCCGGGGUCUUGGCGAGGGUCCGAUUCCGGGCCACUUCAUCGGGCAGGCGGCGACGGCGCAUGAGGCUGCGGUCGCCAUCUUCGCUGUGGUGCUCGAGAACGAGGCCUUCCGGACAAACAUCCUGGGUAUGCCUCCCUACUUCCACGUCAUGAUCUCGUUUGCGGGUCACUUCCUGCUUGAGGUGGUCAUCAAGAAGCACCGCGAGCAGCUCGGGAUCGCGCCCGAGGUCUUGGACGAGGACCUGAAGCGCGUCGCCGCCGUGCUGGCACUUUUUGCGCGCACGCCCGCCAUGCCCCAGCACCCCAUUGCCCGUGCAGUGGCCGGACUCUCACGCAGGAUGAAUGAGUGUACCGCCGUCCUGGGGCUCGAGUCGAUAUUCACGGGCAGUCCGUUCCAGAACCCGGACUACGCAUCCCUCAUGCUGGAGCUCGAGGCCGGCGCCAGAGAUGGGGGACCCCGGGAUGCCAUGGCAGAGGGCAUGACGAUGUCGUCGUUUGACCUUGGGGCGAUGGGCGGGUCGUCAUCAGAGGACUUUCUGUUUACCGAUUUCAGCGGGUUUGGCAUGGUGUUUCCCGACGCACAUUCCCAUUUCGGGCCUGGGUCUUAGUGCAGGAUGUUUGAAGUGGUGCUUGCCAGGGACAGAUAAGAAGUCCGCGUCAGUACAAUCACCAGCAUCAGAUAGACUGAAUGGAAGCAUUCUACU
Microdochium trichocladiopsis is the source of this 2115-nucleotide messenger RNA. RefSeq lists its product as uncharacterized. Gene Ontology annotation, molecular function: DNA-binding transcription factor activity, RNA polymerase II-specific; transcription cis-regulatory region binding. The record is from RefSeq and is a predicted model, not a curated record. The coding region runs from base 1 to 2019 and encodes 672 amino acids. Gene Ontology annotation, cellular component: nucleus. The transcript is spliced from 5 exons. Gene Ontology annotation, biological process: regulation of DNA-templated transcription. Lineage: Eukaryota; Fungi; Ascomycota; Sordariomycetes; Xylariales; Microdochiaceae.